Messenger RNA from Anopheles maculipalpis, 1995 nucleotides. RefSeq names its product zinc finger protein 239-like. Lineage: Eukaryota; Metazoa; Arthropoda; Insecta; Diptera; Culicidae. Gene Ontology annotation, cellular component: nucleus. Gene Ontology annotation, biological process: regulation of transcription by RNA polymerase II. The coding region runs from base 1 to 1995 and encodes 664 amino acids. The transcript is spliced from 5 exons. Gene Ontology annotation, molecular function: RNA polymerase II cis-regulatory region sequence-specific DNA binding; zinc ion binding; DNA-binding transcription factor activity. The record is from RefSeq and is a predicted model, not a curated record.
AUGUCUACCAAGACAACGGACGCUAAAUUGGAACUGAAGACAACAGCGAAAGCUUCAACGAUGAAGUUUGAAAUAUCGCGAGGAACUCGGCCACUGAUCGCUUCUUCUACAAACGAUCCCAGGAUCAUCUACCUAGAUCGUGUUUGUCGCACAUGUCUGGUGGAAAAAGAAAAGGAACAACUGAAGAAUCUGUUCGAAUUAAACCUGGCAGAAAGAAUAAUGAGCUGCACCAACAUUACGGUAACCGAAUCCGAUGGGCUUCCUUGUCAUAUCUGCACGGAGUGUUGUCUUGAGCUGGAACGAAGUUACAACUUUCAGCAGCUGUCCAAAGCAUCGGAUGUAACAAUACGUUCAUUGAUUGAAAAAUCGGUCGUUAUAAAACAAGACAGCGAAACAAAAUACGAAGUGUUGAAUGUGGUCCUUACCGAUUUGGACGGCAAUACGGAGACAUCCGCCGUCGUGGUACCGAUCGAGGAGCUUCGCUUUCAACUGAUGAACACAACUAGUAGAAUAGUGGAAGUGCAGCCAGAAGACGAUAAUAGUAUUCCGUGCCGCAAAACAACUCAAAUGCAUCCUCCGCAUCAGAAUACGAAGGUUUCUUUGGAAAGCACCGGAAAGGAACCAUGUCCUGGAGAAGAAUUCGCGCUGAAAGUAAAUCCAAAUGAUUUGUUAAACGAGUCGCCUCAUGGGACGUGCCCAAACAAAGAAUCUUCGGAUCCACCGCGGAUGCAAGCGUUACGGGAAUCUACCAUACUCAGAAACCUGAAACAGGAAUUGUCCGAAUUUAUAGGAAGCAACUGCACCGCUAUUUCAAAGGAGGUAGAGAUCGUAGACGAAAACGAGGACGAUGAGCUGAUUCAUGUGGACUAUCUGAAGGAUGCGUUGACGGAGGAGUACAUUCAAAUAAUGGAAAAUCAGCUAGCGUCGUCCGUUGAGAACAGCAAGGAACAGGAACAGCUGGAGCAGGAACAUUUGAACAAUUUGAUCCAUGCUUCGAUGGAAGCAGAAGAACCUCGCGAGAACCAAAAAGUGGAAGCCAGCAUUGAGGGAGACACAACGACGCACUGCAAGAUAUGUGAUAUGCAAUUUAGCAAACGCAGAUUAUACCGCAAACACAUCAGUCGAAAACACGCCGAGAAACGGUUUGAAUGCAGCGUAUGUCCAUUGAAGUUUGCCGAACAGUCCGUGCUAAAGAACCACAUGUUGCGACACACGGGAGAAAAAGCACACGUAUGUGAUGUUUGCGAGGCACGGUUUUACGAGAAAACGCUACUGAAUGUGCACAUGCGGCGGCACUCGGGCGUACGACCGUACGCUUGCGGACUGUGUGACAAACGGUUCACUACUCGCAGCAUUCUUAACACGCACCAAAAAGUGCACAAUGAUCCGCGGCCCCACGUGUGCAACGUUUGUCAGAAAGGUUUCAAGCUGUCCUGGCAACUAAAGGCACACUGUCGAAUCCACACCGACGAAAAGCCCUUCGAAUGCCCAUACUGCCAAAAGCGGUUCAACCAGAACGGAAAUUUGGUCGUACACAUCCGUACUCACUCGGGUGAAAAACCUUUCAAGUGCAAACUAUGCGACAAGGCAUAUCCUAGUCAAGGAGAGCUACGGGGCCACAUGCGACAGCACACAGGAGAAGCCAAGGCAAAGAAAGUGGUAUGCAAAGUCUGUAGCAAAGCAUUUUCCGCCAAUCAUGACUUAGUGGUCCACAUGCGCACACAUACGAAGGAAAAGCCGUACGGCUGCACGGUCUGUGAAAAGAGGUUCAUGCUACGCGUACAUCUGACCGUACACAUGCGAUCUCACACGGGCGAAAAACCAUUCGCUUGUAGUUUGUGUGAAAAGGCGUUCCCUACCAACUAUCAACUGAAAAUGCACAAUUAUGUGCAUACGGGCGAGAAAAACUAUUCCUGCGAUGUAUGCAGCAAGCAAUUUAGCAGCUCAGCCAAUCGCAACACGCACCGGAAAACACAUGAUCGGAAAACCAAAUAA